Messenger RNA from Lagopus muta (rock ptarmigan), 2549 nucleotides. RefSeq names its product tubulin alpha-3 chain. Bases 74 to 1426 code for a protein of 450 amino acids. The transcript has 5 exons. The record is from RefSeq and is a predicted model, not a curated record. NCBI's taxonomy places the organism in Eukaryota, Metazoa, Chordata, Aves, Galliformes, Phasianidae. Gene Ontology annotation, biological process: microtubule cytoskeleton organization; mitotic cell cycle. Gene Ontology annotation, molecular function: structural constituent of cytoskeleton; GTP binding. Gene Ontology annotation, cellular component: cytoplasm; microtubule.
UGCGUCUCUUCGGCUGCGGACGUGUUCGUGUGGAGUGCCGUGCAGUCGAGGCUCCUGAGCCUAACGAGGCGCCAUGCGUGAAUGCAUAUCCAUCCAUGUUGGUCAGGCUGGUGUUCAGAUUGGCAAUGCAUGCUGGGAAUUGUAUUGUCUUGAACACGGGAUCCAGCCUGAUGGUCACAUGCCCAGUGACAAAACUAUUGGAGGCGGAGAUGAUUCAUUUAACACUUUCUUCAGUGAGACGGGAGCUGGUAAACAUGUUCCCAGAGCAGUGUUUGUGGACCUGGAGCCAACGGUAGUCGAUGAAGUACGUACAGGCACAUAUAGGCAGUUGUUCCACCCUGAGCAGCUCAUUACUGGGAAAGAAGAUGCAGCUAAUAAUUAUGCCAGAGGCCAUUACACCAUUGGAAAAGAGAUUGUUGAUCUAGUGUUAGACCGCACGCGCAAAGUGGCUGAUCUGUGCACUGGGCUGCAAGGUUUCCUUAUCUUUCACAGUUUUGGAGGAGGCACUGGUUCAGGGUUUACAUCUCUGCUCAUGGAAAGGCUCUCUGUUGACUAUGGCAAAAAAUCUAAACUAGAAUUUGCAAUUUAUCCAGCACCACAGGUUUCUACUGCUGUAGUGGAACCUUACAAUUCAGUUUUAACUACACAUACAACACUGGAGCAUUCAGACUGCGCAUUCAUGGUAGAUAAUGAAGCCGCUUAUGAUAUAUGUCGUCGCAACCUGGACAUAGAACGUCCCACUUAUACCAAUUUAAAUCGACUAAUUGCGCAAAUUGUUUCAUCCAUCACAGCUUCACUACGUUUUGAUGGAGCCCUUAAUGUAGAUCUGACAGAAUUUCAAACUAACCUUGUUCCGUACCCACGAAUCCAUUUCCCCUUGGUAACAUAUGCCCCUAUCAUCUCUGCUGAAAAAGCCUACCAUGAGCAGUUAUCCGUGGCUGAAAUUACCAAUGCUUGCUUUGAACCAGCCAACCAGAUGGUAAAAUGUGACCCACGUCAUGGUAAAUACAUGGCCUGCUGUAUGUUAUACAGAGGUGAUGUUGUCCCUAAAGAUGUCAACGCAGCUAUCGCUACUAUCAAGACUAAACGUACCAUUCAGUUUGUGGAUUGGUGCCCAACUGGAUUCAAGGUGGGCAUUAACUACCAGCCUCCAACUGUGGUGCCAGGUGGCGACCUUGCAAAGGUGCAGCGAGCUGUAUGUAUGCUGAGUAAUACCACUGCCAUUGCUGAAGCAUGGGCUCGUCUCGACCAUAAAUUCGAUUUGAUGUAUGCCAAACGUGCCUUUGUACAUUGGUACGUUGGGGAAGGAAUGGAGGAAGGAGAAUUUUCCGAAGCCCGGGAAGAUCUGGCUGCCCUUGAAAAAGAUUAUGAAGAAGUUGGGAUAGACUCUGUAGAAGCAGAGGCUGAAGAAGAGGAUGAAUACUGAAAAUGCGGAAGUAAUAGAAAGUGUGUUCUGUAACAGCAGCAAAUGAAUUGCAGAAUCCUGUUCGCUUGCUUGCUUGUUUUCAGAUGCAGUUUUAAAUGUUGUACUGUUCAUUUUUUUCUUUGUUACUGUUUACACACACAGUUGCUGCGUAAGAACCAUUUGAAAUUACAGUUUUUGGUAGCAUCUAGUCUUGCACAACGUAAAGAUUAAAUUACAAACUUGUGUACGUGUCUGUAACGCUGUAUUUAUCUAUUUAUCUAUUUAUCAGUUUAUCUAACUGUAGUAAGGGUAAGUGCCAUUACACUUUUGGUCUGAACUAGAAUAUUUGCCAAAAGCACCAAACUUGCUACUUAAAAAAAUAAAAUUAAAAAAAAAAAAUGGGGAGACUCAGCAGACAAAAGGUAAAAUUUUCCAACCAGCGUGCCCCCUUACACUCAGUUCCACCUUAGAUAGUAUACUAGUAGUAACAAGUAUAGUUAGUAAAUAAUUAAAACUGGGGAAAAAAACUGUUCAGUUUUAAGCACAGUAUUGGUAAGGAUGAUGGCUGUUUACUUGACAUUUUGUUGUUUAUCUUGAGUGUGACUGUAUGUAUAAACUUACAGCCAUAUUGGGAAAACAAAGGUUGGUUUUAACAGACGCUGUAAAAUAACUUUGCUAAGAAUAAAUAUUGUAUGUGAUGAUAAUGUAAAACAUUUGUUCUACAUAUCAAUGUCACACUUUUGCAUUACUAGCAUGAACACAUUUCACUCAUUUGCCUAGCACACAAAAAUCAAAUCCCAUCCUAUUAUUACAUGGCAGAUAACUGACAAGACAAAAUCCACUAUUUCAAAAUGAACUCUUAAUUUCCUCUUCCAGAAAAUUAGUUCAUUUAUAUUUAUCAAGUGCCAUUAUCAAUCAACUUGCAUAUGUAGUAGUUAAUCCACGUUUUACCUUUCCUGCAAAUGAUUAAAGGCCCAACAAGCCCUGAGGCAACAUCUCUUGGAGCAUCUAUGUGAGAGUGGUAAACCCUGGUAAUGCAGUCUGCAUCUCCUUCAGCAGGACCUUGAUCUUCUGUCACAUCCCACAUAUAAGUGUACUGGCCUCCAGGCUUCACAGCAUCAUCUCUUUUUUCAAAACCUUUGGU